Messenger RNA from Scatophagus argus, 1113 nucleotides. Its product is annotated as troponin I, slow skeletal muscle-like. The record is from RefSeq and is a predicted model, not a curated record. Lineage: Eukaryota; Metazoa; Chordata; Actinopteri; Scatophagidae. Gene Ontology annotation, cellular component: troponin complex. Gene Ontology annotation, biological process: muscle contraction. Bases 168 to 704 code for a protein of 178 amino acids. The transcript is spliced from 8 exons.
GGAAUUGUCAGGUGGACAGAGGGUCUAUUUUAGUGAGCCAUUCACAUUAGACUUUGAAUACAUAAAUCUUUCACUAAUAACCAUAAAGUGCUUUUUCUUUCCUGACUCACCACUGUUGCUGCCCUCGCUGAUUUCAUUUCACCUUCAAGGUCCUGUAAUCUGCAGACAUGUCUGAGGGACCGAGGAAGCCAAAAUAUUCAGCAACACGCCGACUGCUUUUGAAGUCCAAACUGCUCAAGAAGGCAGCUUCUAUGCUGGUGGCUGAAAGCGAAGCGAAGAAACAUGAGAAGGAAAGAGCUGUGAAUGAGUGCUUCCCUCCGCUGAAGCUAUCGGGUCUGUCAGUCCAGGAACUCCAGGACCUCUGCAAAGACCUACAUCGUAAGAUUGAUGAAGUUGAUGAAGUGCGUUACGAUAUGGAGAUUAAAGUUGCCAAAAAUGAGAAAGAGAUCCAGUCACUGAAUCAGAAGAUCAUUGAGCUAAAGGGCAUAAAGAGGCCCAGCUUGAAGAGGGUGAAGAAAACUGCAGAUGACAUGCUGGGUGCAUACACCGACACCUCCAGACUUAUGAAGGCUGAUUUCAAGGCCAACCUAAAGACAGUGAAGAAGGAAGACGAAAAGAGGGAAGAAGUGACUGACUGGCGUAAGAACGUGGAGGCCAUGUCCGGAAUGGAGGGCAGGAAGAAGCUGUUUAAUGCUGGACAGUAAAAACGGUGUUUGGGUGAAACAAUGUUAGCACUACUCUACAGAAGUUUCUUUUUUUUUUUUUAAAUCCCAUCGUUUAUCUUUAUUUCAGAAUCAAAUGCAAGAAAGACUCCAUUACAGGAUGAAGUAAAACCAAUUUUGUAAAGAAUAAUGUCAACCAUAAGCACCUACAGAAGAUUAAAUGCACCUUUUCGGAUUACGCUGUAUCACUGUAUUAAUGUUUUGAUGUAAACGUGUGUGCUUUAAAAUAUCACUGUAUGCCAUGAAUGUAAUAAUAAAUGAAACUGAGCUAAAGAAAAGGCUGAGUAACUUCACAAGUUUGUCUUUUAAAGUGCAGUAUUUGUAUUAAACAGAUGAUGGUGCUGUCUGACAAUCUGUAAUACAUGUGAGACUGAUUAAACAAUCAUAAUGA